AGGUAGUCAACUACAAAAUGGAUACUUGGGAAACGGAACUUUUAAUAUCUAAUCACUACGUUAAGCUCGCAUUCUUUGUAUCGUGAUAGAAGUGAGGUAAGAGGGGUCCCAAUCAUGCGGCGAGCAACGAACCUUUUACCGCGGAGUAUAGCGCAAACGACAUACCCGCCGACCUCAUUUGUAGGUACCUUUCGAAAUAGAACUGCACCGCAAUUUUCCAUAAAACAUACCUCUCCUUCAUUUCUUCGCACAUUUACUUCGACGGAUAUAUGGAGAAAGGAGGAUCACACAGAUAAGGCCAAGGAACUAAAUCAAAAGGAAUUAGGCAAGGAAGAAGACUGGUUCAACAAUCAGAUCGAUGAUACGAUUGGUAAACAGAAGGAAAUACAAGCAAGAACGCCAUGGCAUAGAGAAGGCUCCAAUGAACCUCCUGUGAGGAGAAAUAGAAGUGCUGGGGCUAUGACAAAAGGUUUCGUGGUCCGAUUCUCCCUAUACUUUUGCUAGCAACGUCUCUAAUGGAAAUCCCGCAGGCAAACUCCUUACCACCCCAUCACGGCUUCUGAAGCUUAUUCUACCUCUCACCACGCUGGACAAAAACUCUGAUCGUAAAGAUAUAGAGCCAUUAGCUCUCCUCGUUCAUCCUCAACAGCCUCUCUCCUACCUCGAACGCCUUAUCCAGUCUGAAUUACCAAUGAUCACUGCAAAAGAUGGACAUACAGAAAAGGUACCCGCAGUGCAUUUUCGCGCCCAAGACUCGACACAAGAUGAAAUCAAAGCCGAUCAUAGAAAGGAUAUAGAUGAAGAUGUAGAUGUAGAAGAAGGUACAGACGAACAGAUGGUGGAUGGGAAAAUCAUGAAGCUUGGAAAGAUUAGCAGCUCCAAAGAUAAAAGCAUUUCGCAGAAAGAGAAAGAACAAAUACGAAGUGAUCUACGAGGAGGGCCUGGCGAAGGAGGAGUGGAAAGUUAUUCAGGAAGUGGACGUGAACGAUCUUCUGAAGGGGAAGUAAAAUUCGUGCGCUGGUCUUCGUCGACUGAGAUAGGAGAUUUCAUUCGCGAUGCUGCGCGGGGAAAGGAAUUUGCGGUGGAGAUUGAAGGGUCAUCUCGGGAGAUUAGAGUCGGGGUGCCAUCGUUCAACGAUCGGACUCAUUACUUGAGAGUUCGUCUACGGAAGAAGAGCAGGAAACUCGCCGAUUAUGCAAAAAUCAAGAAAGAGUGUGAUGAACUUGCACAUCGAGGAGCGCGACACCUUGCGAUGGGUGGUCUUGGCCUGCUGGUUUCCUGGUGGGCCGGAACCUUCUUCCUUACCUUCCUGACUCCUAUUGGAUGGGAUACCAUGGAACCUGUCACUUAUUUUGCAGGAUUAUCAACUAUUAUUCUGGGUUACUUAUGGUUUCUCUACCACAAUCGCGAAGUUUCCUACAGAGCUGCGCUCAAUUUGACGGUUUCGAGAAGACAGCGAACGUUAUAUCAGGCAAAGGGGUUUGAUUUACAGAAGUGGGAAGCGGUGAUUGAAGAGGCAAAUGCGUUGAGGAAGGAGAUCAAGAACAUUGCUGAUGAAUAUGAUGUGGAUUGGGAUGAGAAGGCUGAUGAGGGAAGUGAGGAGGUGCACGAUGCGUUGAAGGCUGAGAGGAGAAAGACUAAGAGGAAAGAGAAGGAGGAUGAAGGGGAGGAGCCGGAAGCAGAGGAGCGAGAUGAGGAAGAUAAGGAGAAGAGAAAGGAUGAUUAAUUGCGUAUAUAUUGAUAAAUGGAUGGAGAUGGGAGUUUUUGAGUAUACAUACUCGGUAGUGCAUAGCAUGUUUAGAGGAUUUGAUUUUAUACCAUAGCAUAGCGUUUAGGAAAUAAUAGAAACAAUCAUAUAAGAUUCACAACAAAUCUUCCAAACAACUACAGUCCCUUUCCCUCCCCCCAGCCAGCCAGUCCAUCUCUAAACACAACCUCACCACCCAUCCACCCCAAAACAAACCCAACUCAUCCUCUCAUCAAAAUGUCAUAAAAGCUCCGCAAACCCAGGCAUCACCACGAAUCCGCUCCGCCUCGGUCAAAAUUUAUACCCAUCUACCUAGCUAUAAAGACAGAUAGAUAGAUACAAACCGCGUCACCAGAUAUUAUAGAUCAUUCUAGCAUGCAAAUAUGACCGACUAGCCAGUUGAUGAAUGGUAUCAAGCGGUUGAUUUAAUCAUGCGAUUUAAGU
This is a messenger RNA of Sclerotinia trifoliorum, 2191 nucleotides long. The record is from the annotation of a GenBank genome assembly. NCBI's taxonomy places the organism in Eukaryota, Fungi, Ascomycota, Leotiomycetes, Helotiales, Sclerotiniaceae.